Molecule: messenger RNA, 996 nt
Organism: Caenorhabditis remanei
Lineage: Eukaryota; Metazoa; Nematoda; Chromadorea; Rhabditida; Rhabditidae
Exons: 5
Coding region: 1-996 (331 amino acids)
Biological process (GO): mitochondrial transmembrane transport; monoatomic ion transport
Cellular component (GO): mitochondrial inner membrane
Molecular function (GO): monoatomic ion transmembrane transporter activity
Source: RefSeq, a predicted model, not a curated record
AUGUCAAAAGACGAGACUCUAUUCGGGUAUCCGGUAUAUCCGAAAUUCAAACUUGGAGAACCUAGAUUCCCACAAGACACAUUCCUUGGAAGAUAUCUUCAUUGCCUUGAUGUCAUUGAUCCGAGAACUCUUUUUGCUUCAAAUAGAAAACUAGAAGAAUCUCUGCAACUUCUCGAUUCCUACAAAUCCGGAACCGCUCAAAAUGUACCCGAUAAAGCUUUGUGGGAGGCACAAAAACUGAAAUCAGCCGUCCUGCAUCCAGAUACCGGAGAGAAAGUGCUUCCACCAUUCCGAAUGAGUGGAUUCGUACCGUUUGGAUGGAUUACUGUAACUGGAAUGUUGCUUCCGAACCCUUCAUGGCCAACUCUUUUAUUCUGGCAAUGGAUGAAUCAGUCACAUAAUGCAUGUGUUAAUUACGCGAAUAGAAAUGCAACUCAGCCACAGCCACUCUCUAAAUAUAUUGGAGCAUACGGAGCAGCGGUGACAGCGGCUUGCUCCAUUUCUGGAGGAUUGACCUACUUCAUCAAGAAGGCUUCUUCACUGCCACCAACUACUAGACUCAUUAUUCAGAGAUUCGUUCCCCUUCCAGCCACCUCCCUCGCUUCAUCUCUCAAUGUCAUCUGCAUGCGAUGGAAUGAAAUGGAGACUGGAAUUGAAGUAUACGAAAAAGAGACAGGAAAAGUGAUUGGAGUAUCGAAGAUAGCCGCGAAACAAGCCGUCACUGAUACAACUCUCGUCCGAGCAUUCCUUCCAGUCCCACUUCUUUUGAUGCCUCCAUGUAUUAUGCCGUUUUUGGAAAAAUUCAAAUGGGUAACCAAGACUCAAGUCCGUCAUAUCUUCGUAAAUGCCAUCGUCUGUACUCUAUCGUUCGCCGUCAGUUUGCCAGUUGCAUUGGCUCUUUUCCCGCAGGAAAGCGCUAUCUCCCGAGAACUUCUGGAGCCGGAACUUCAACAGAAGACAUCUCAAACUCACCUCUAUUACAACAAGGGCCUCUAA